AUGUCAGGACAUAAGGACGGUGUGAAUCGGGAUGCCAUUGGCUCAGCAGACGACAACAUGAAGGAACAAACCAGGCCCGAGGCUGAAGAGGUGGAAAAAGCUGGUGCUGUAGAUGGCAGCAGCUCCGAGACAGAGGACUCCGAGAACGAAGACUUUCGGAUGACCUGGGCCAAGGGACUAGCCAUGGCCUCGUUCCAGCUCGGCUAUCUGUCCGAUGUCUUUGUCCUGACCAUGGCUUCCACGUUGCUGCAACAGAUCAACCAGGACAUUGGCCCCAGCAACGACUAUGCGUGGAUGGCCACGGCCCAAGUUCUCGGUGCGGCCGUCAUGUCGCCGUCAGUCGGUCGGCUGAGCGAUAUCUUUGGUCGUCGGAACUUUCUCCUCGCCGGCAGCGUGGUCGCUGCCGUUGGCUGUGCCGUUGCAGCCACAGCCAAGCAGGUCAACACGGUCAUCGGUGCCGGCGCCAUCAUCGGCGUCGGCAGCGCUAUGCACCAGCUGGCAUGGUCCUGCCUUGCCGAGCUCGUGCCCAAGAAGACCCGAUUUCUCGCCCUCGGCAUCUUCCAGGCCACGUUGGCCCCAUCUUCGGCUUUCGCGCCCGUCAUCGCAUACAGCUUCGUGGUGCAUACAAAAGCCACCUGGCGUGGUGCAUACUGGCUGCCCUUUUCUCUUGACGUUGCUGCCCUCGUGCUCGUCUUCAUCUUCUACCGGCCGCAGAAUCAAUACAUUCGCGUCCAGGGAAAGACCCAGCUGCAGCAGCUUCUGGGCCUCGACUGGGUCGGAAACUUCCUCCUCGUCUCCGGACUCGUGCUUCUUCUCAUGGGCAUCUCACUCGGCGGCUCGCGGUUUCCUUGGAAGUCGGCCGGAACCAUUGCGCCUAUCGUCAUCGGCUUCAUCUUGCUCAUCGCUCUCGGUCUGUGGGAGACUUACGCUUCGCUAGAGUCGCCCAUCUUCCCUCGCGCCGUCUUUUCCAACGUCCGCGGUUUCACCGUCAUCAUCAUCGGCGUCUUUCUCAUCGGAAUGCUAUACUAUUCCACCGCAGUGCUAUGGCCCCAGCAGAUCAUCUUCCUGUACACGGAGAACCUAAUCACCUCCGGCUGGUAUGCCUCGGCCAUGGGCCUGGCAGGCUGUGUUGUCGGGCCGCUUGCAGGCUGGGCCUUUGCUAGAAUAGGACAUUCCCGACUGGUUCUCACGGCCACGAUUGCUGUUUUGGCCGUCUGCUCUGGCGCACAGGCUAUUGUCAGUCCCACAUCAAACGUAGCAUCCACGGUUCUUGUCGCCCUCGUUGGUAUAGCCGUAGCUUCUGCUACCAUUGCAACAACUACAAUGAUCCAAGUGGGCGUCUCUCAUGAGUACAUUGGCAUUGCCACGGGUCUCGCCAUCACCGCACGUAGCGUUGGUGGCUCAGUCGCCACGACAAUCUAUUCAACCGUCCUCAAGUCCCGUUUCACCACCAAUCUCAUCGAUGACGCAGCGACUCCCUUGAUACAGGCGGGUGUUGCGCCUUUAUCUGUUGGUGGUAUUAUUGAGGCUUUGCUAGGAGGCUCGCCGGAAGCGCUUGUGGGCCUCUCGCCUGACAUUAUCGCCGUUGCCGAGACGGGAAUCAAAAAGGCAUUUGCACAUGCUCUGCGAACUGUAUACCUUGUUAGCAUUGCGUUUGGGGUGGUUGGCGUUAUUUGCGUGGCCUUUAGCGAAGAUGUGAGCCAUCUCAUGACCAACGAAGUGGAUGUUCGGCUUACGACAGAGCAACAUAAAACACACAGCAAGGUUUAA
This is a messenger RNA of Grosmannia clavigera kw1407, 1770 nucleotides long. RefSeq names its product trichothecene efflux pump. Gene Ontology annotation, cellular component: membrane. Gene Ontology annotation, biological process: transmembrane transport. The transcript has 2 exons. Bases 1 to 1770 code for a protein of 589 amino acids. NCBI's taxonomy places the organism in Eukaryota, Fungi, Ascomycota, Sordariomycetes, Ophiostomatales, Ophiostomataceae. The record is from RefSeq and is a predicted model, not a curated record. Gene Ontology annotation, molecular function: transmembrane transporter activity.